UAUUGGGACCCCAAGAGCCCCAAGUUGGACGGGGAAGCGGAGCUGGGGGGGUCUCCGGCUUGCGGUGGGAACCCGAGUGGGGUUGGAUAGGGCGAAGAGACAAGGACCUUUCUUCCCCUGUCCCUAGGGCGGCCCGCACAGAGCCAGGGUUCUGGGCCGUUAGGAGAUGGGGUGGAGAUAGGAUUUGUGUCCCUAAUCCUCUCCCUUUGCCCGAGGUCCGGAGAGAUUAAUUUUUUUAAAAAACUGGUGUUGGGGGAGGGGGGAGAGCUUAACCCCUUCUUGCCUGGUGCGGAGUUGGACUAAUGGAUCGGACAGAACUAGCCACUUGGCUCUGAUUGGGCAAUAGGGGCCCCGAGAGUGCAGAAGGUGCCCUGUCCUCCACUCCCACCCCAUCUCCAGCGGUGCUUGCUGGAUGCCCCCAGCUUGGGCCUUAUGGGAGGGGGUCACCCCUUUCUCUAGCUCCACACUGCCUCCCCUGCCCCAGCCUCCUCUCCCAACCAUCCCUCCCCAGUUGCACUUCUUUCUCGGGCUCCUUCUCCUCUUCCAGGGCCCCUUUCCUCUUUCCUUCCCCACUGAGGGCCGCCUCUCGCCUGGCAGCCGAUUCUGCCCUUCUGCACCCCUCCCCUGGGCCUCACUCAGGGCUGCUGGAGCCCUGUCUGUACUGCUUCUUCCCCUGGCCCCGCUGCCGCCGCUGCUCUCAGGCUCAUCUCCUUCUUGCUCUUUCUUCCUCUGCAGCUCUGUAGACUGACUCUCCACCAACCUGUCUCUGUCCUGCUCCCCAUUUCCUCUCCAGGGCUUGUAUACCCUUUCUUUGUCUUUCUCCUUCCCCUGGGUCCCAGGAAACUUGGCGUUCACCUGCCUCCCUUUCUCAUAGGGAAGGGUCAAAAGUUAUUGGUGUUCUUCCUCCGGGAAUUGGGAAGUUUUGGGAGGAAGGAGUGGCCUGGUAGAGUCAGAGCCCAGACUGCUUCCAGAGAACAGGUUCAUUUCCACCUUGUAGUGGUUACCUGGUUUGAAUGUGCAUGUAUGAGUGUGGCGUGGGUGUGUGUGUGUGUGCGUGUGUGUGUAGGAGUGUAAUGUUGUAGGAGUGUAAAUGGGGGGGAUGUCUAAUUUACCACGGUUCAGUGUUGGAAGGGGGGGUGGGAAGGGCCUGGUGACAUUCUGAUGUCAUGCUUCCCAGAGUUCCCCAAGGGACAGUGUAGGGAGGGUCCCCCAUACACCCCCCAGGGAGUUAGUUGUUGAAGAAAGCGGUUUGUGCUGAACCAGAAUUCAUUCGGCACUGAUGUGAGCUGGAGGCCCCAGCCCACCCCAGAGCGUACCUGAAAGAGGAUGGCAUCCACAAGAGGGUCUCCACCCUAAACUGGGACCUUGAAUAAAGAGCACAUGGGCUCUCCAUUCUCAGGUGGUCUAAGAGAGGAAGCACCCUCAGGGAACCUCCAUUCUGUUGGGAGAGGCAGUUCUUAUCUUCAGAGAUUCCCUCUUCUGAUGGGGAAUACUGCCCCUUCUCCUCAGGAGCUCCCAUCUGAUGUGGCAGAGAUAUGACCCAGUUAGGGAAUCAAUGAAGUAUGAAAAAUUACUCAUUUCCUAGUAGUGGGGAAGAGUGGAUUUAGAAAUUAUAUAGACAAAUGAGAGGAGUGAGGGCUAUCUAGGACAGCUUUCUGGAGGAGGUGGCAGCUAGGUCCUGGUCAGAUGAGCUUUGCGAUUGAAGGAGGGAAUUUAGUUCAUUCUUAGGGGCAGCCUCUCUUCCCAUCUACCCCUUCAGGACAGGAAGAGAGGUUCUAGAACUUCUCUGUUACUAGCACCCAGGGUUGAAGAAUGGCAGGAGGGUUCCUGGAGGGCCCACAUCCCUGGCUCCUUCUCAUACCUCAUUUCCUGCUUGCAGCCCCAAGCAUCCGCAGAGCCUGGGGUGGAGGUAGCUUUGAAGCGUAUCCGGUCCUAGCGAGUAUGGACCAGCUCCCUUACCUCUACCCCUGUCCCUUCUCCCAGCAGUGUUCUUUCCUCAUGAGCAGGUUCCCAAACUGCAGAUCACCACCCAGGACAGAGCUGAGGGGCAGGAGACUGUGGUCAAGGUCGAGUUCUGCCUCUUAUCUCCUGCAUCUCAGUUUUCCCAUCUGUAAAGUGGGGACACUAAGAGUCCCGAGCCUGGACAGUUCACAGUGAGAUGAAUCUGUGUAAUAACAGAAGAGGAGAAUCGGAAGAGACCAAGCAGGCAUGAGAACAUUAUCUGGUGCAUCAUAGAGAUUUGGCUCUGCACUGUUCUGCUACGGGUACUCUUUAUACCCUUCUGCAUCUGUGAGUCUGUCUUGAACUGUGAGAACUGUGACUUUGUCGAGAACAGUGGCCCUGUUGAUGAUGCCAGCUUCCUGAACAGCUCAUGUUCAGGAAGACAGGUGGUGAGUGCACCAGUGAUGAGAGUGGGGGGAGGCAGGACUGGGUGAUGGAUGGGAAGAUGGAUGGGUGGAUGGUAUAAAUUGACGGAUGUAAAAAUGGGUGGAUGGUUGGACGGGGCGGAUGGUGGAUGGAUGGGUGGCUGGAAAGAUAGAUGUUUGGACAGAUGAUGGAUGGGUGAAUGAGUGGACGGUGAAUAGGCAAGUAGAUGCAUGGAUAAGUAGGGACGUAAGUAGGUGGGUGGAUGGAAGAACCUGGGUUCUCAUUUUGAUCUUGCCAUUAACUUAUUAUGCGACCUUAGAUCAGUCAUUCUCCUGUCUCUUUCUUUAUUUGUAAAAUGAGAGGAUUGGAUUUAAUAGUCUCCAAGAUUUCUCCCAGAUUUGAUAUUGGACAGCUUAUGAUGAUUAAAAGCUUUUAGGGAAUGCUAAUGACAGAAGGGCCCAAGACAGUGACGGGGAGAGAAGUUCAGUGACCCGUGUGCAGGCACUCGGCAAAUCAGCUUGGACCCGGGCUUCAGGACAGCCUGUGUCUAUACCCUGGACUCGCUUCUACCUCCUGCCUGCCCCAACCAUCUGGGCUGUGGUUCAGAUGAUUUCUCUUUCAGGGGCCAGAGAAAGAGUUGUAAGGAGAGGUGAGGGCCGGAAGGCUAGGAGCAGGUAGCCAUUGGCAGCUCCCUUGCCUGCACCAACCUGAACCUCUUAUCCAUGGUCUUCUUUUCCUCUUUCUCCUCUUGUCCUCCCAGCUCUCUUGAGUCAUGGCUUCUUCAAAGCUCCGAGAACCUGCGGAUGAGGUUUUCGACCUGGACUUGGCUGUGCCAGAGACCGUCAGACUGGACAGCAGUUUACACAAGGCCCGAGCCCAGCUACUGGCCAAGGGCCGGAGACACAGGCCCUCCCGCUCGAGGCUUCGGGACAGUGCCAGCUCUGCAGAGGAUGGUGAAGGCUCCGAUGGGCCCGGAGGCAAGGUGACCGAUGGCUGCGGGAGCCCCCUGCACCGGCUGCGCUCACCUCUGCACUCGGGCCCGGGGUCCCCAGCCGGGAGCUCCUUCUGCCUGGAGCCCCCGGGGUUGCGGCGCAGCCUGGACGAGGACGAGCCGCCGCCCUCGCCGCUCGCACGCUACCGACCCCUGCACAACGCCGCCUCGCACGAGGGCCUGGCCGCCGCCUCCUGCUCGCCGCCGCGCUCCGCGCCCUCGUCCGACAGCUCGCCCAGCUUCGUGCGCCGCCAUCCCCGCGCCGAGCCGCACAGCGAAGAUGACAGCCGGGAUGCCAGCCCACCUGAGCCCGCCAGCCCUACCAUCGGCCUGGAUAAGAAGACUCGCCGCAAGUUCCUGGACCUGGGGGUCACCUUACGCCGAGCCUCCACUAGCAAGAGCCGGAAGGAGAAGGGCAGCAACCGUCUGUCCAUGGGCAGCAGGGAGUCGGUGGAGGGGUCCGGCAGGUCAGGGGGCUCCCCGUUCCUGCCCUUUUCCUGGUUCACAGACAGUGGCAAGGGCUCGGCGUGUGCUGGCAGCACCACCUCCCCGGCCUGCUCCCCUAAACACGAGCGCUUCAGCCCUAAGAAGUCAGCUUCUCAGGAAUCCACUCUGAGUGACGACUCCACACCCCCCAGCAGCAGCCCCAAGAUUCCAAGUGGUCCCCGGCAGGCGGCCAAGUGUUCCUACCCCUACCACACACUGUCCCAGUCUUCGGAUGAGUUUCUGGAUGAACCUCUCCCCACCAUCUACCACUGGACCAGUCAGCAGGUGGGCCAGUGGCUGCACAGCCUCAGCCUGGAGCAGUACGCUGCCGAGUUUGCUGCGAGGCAGGUGGAUGGGCCGCAGCUACUGCAGCUGGAUGGAAGCAAACUGAAGAGCCUGGGGCUCAGCAACUCACAUGACCGGGCGCUAGUGAAGCGGAAGUUGAAGGAGCUGGCAGCGGCCGCUGAGAAGGAGCGCAAGGCCCAGGAGAAGGCUGCGCGGCAGCGUGAGAAGCUCCGGCGCAGGGAGCAGACGGCCAAGAGGAGCUAGGGGGACGGGCAGGCAGCUGCUGGGCUCUGAGGGCACAGGCCGCCCGGGGAAGUGGGGCCUGGCCCCAUGCUCUCAGGAGGAACAGCCCUCUCACCCUGUCUUCUAUCUGGACCCAGAUUCCUCAGAAAGGGAGACCCCAGGGGGAGGACCCAGUAAUAAACCCCAUUUCAAGGACUCGUCUGGCACAGGGUUCCUGGGGGAAGUGGCAGAUUAUGGGCAGAGAAGCCAGGGCUGAAGCAAGUCUGGGAGCCCAGAAGUGCCUGAGUCUUUCCGACCCUCUGCCCUCAGGCCAUGGUGGUCCUGGGACCAGCAGUGAAUUAGGAGGCCUGCUUACCUACCAGAAGCCCUGGGCUCAGAGGGGGCCGGGCGUCUCUGCAGGAGCAGGUAGAUAGAGCAGCUCCUUGCCAGCUCUCCCAGGUGACUGUGUCAGGAGAGCCCGUUCUGCUCCGCAGGGAGGCUGGUGGGCCUGCAGCACGUUGCAUGCAAGGUGGGCUCCCAGUCUGCACUCCUCAACAGGAGGGCAGAGAAAGCAGCAUGAUUACCCCACAUCAUCUCUGCGAGGACUUCAGAAGGAAGGGAGGAGGCAAAGCUCCUCCUUUUCCCUGUCCCUGUCCUGUGGGUCUCUGUUGAGAUAAUGCCCUUGCAGGUCUGCCCCUCCUGAGGCCCAAAGCCUGGUCUUUGACCCACUCUCCAAGCUGGGCCCACUUCUGCUGCUCCCUCAGGGGCCACCUGGGCCCUCCCUGAGGACAGAGCAAACUUGGGAGCUGGUGGCCACGGAAGACACCCCCUACCAAUGCCUAGAUGGUCCUGAACUGGCGAAUCCUCAUCCCAGCCAAACAGAGAGGCAGAAUCUGGGAGGUCCCCCGGAGGCUGCUAAACUGGAGAGGUCCAUCAGCCGUCCCCCAUCUGCCCUGGUCCCUAGCGAGGCCUCAGUGGGUUCCAGAACUGGCAGACAGCGCGGGCUCUGGUUCCUGGGCCACAGGGAGGGGUGGGGCCGGCUCCCUGGGUGGGGGCGGAGUCCACCCCAGCAGCCCAGAGCAAGCCGUCUGUCCUUGUAGGGAGGGAGUGUGCGGCUACGGUGCUGGCCAGCGGCGAGCCCAGCUUCUGGAGCGCUGGCCGGAGUUAACAACGAGGCCAGCGGCCUCUGAUUAGAGACCUCCCUCCUCCUCCUCCCAUCCGUCUGGAGCGGUGGACAGGACCCGAUGCAUGCCUACCCACCUCGUUCCAGCCCAGGCGCUGUGGCCUGAGGGCUACCCCUAUUCCUGGGUCUCAGUCCUUUCCUCCUCUCUGCUAUCUGGGCCGGGAGAGGGGCUUCAGAGAGGGGACUGAGAUAUGGGGGCAUCAGUACCAUCUGGGCCCAGAGGAGGGGCCAGUGGGGAAGGUGAAAAGUUCCCAGGUCCUUGAAGCCAUCAGGAGUUAUCUGGGUGCCCACCUGCAUGUGAAGGGGGAGGCGGUACUCAGUUUAUUUCAAUAAACACUUACAACGUGCCAGUGA
Messenger RNA from Aethalodelphis obliquidens (Pacific white-sided dolphin), 5888 nucleotides. RefSeq names its product sterile alpha motif domain containing 14 (gene SAMD14). The record is from RefSeq and is a predicted model, not a curated record. Gene Ontology annotation, cellular component: dendrite; cytoplasm; postsynaptic density. Lineage: Eukaryota; Metazoa; Chordata; Mammalia; Artiodactyla; Delphinidae. Gene Ontology annotation, molecular function: actin filament binding. The transcript is spliced from 10 exons. Gene Ontology annotation, biological process: neuron projection development; actin filament organization; calcium-mediated signaling. Bases 3140 to 4393 code for a protein of 417 amino acids.